AUGUCAACUGCGAAGCGAGCUCCUAGUGUAGCUGACGAAUAUAACUGGACAGAAUCGUUAGCCAAAGCGUUCCGUGCUGGUAGCGAGUGGUCAGACAAAGAUGAGUUACUGGACGUUGUUUAUUGGGGAAAGCAGUUGUUAUCAUUGAUAAUUGGUAUCGCGUUUGGUGCCUUUUCAUUGCAUGGAAUACUGGCAAUUCUAGCCUAUGUAGCUGUAUCAACAAUGGUUGCUCAGCACUUUGUGGUGAAAUUUCAGCAGGUAGACGAAGAUGACGUAGGAGGAUUCUGGGAACUUGCUAAGGAAGGAUUCGGGUCUGCAUUCGCGACCUUCAUGGUGGCAUGGAUUACUAAUGUUGAUAUAUUGAUUCCUCAUAUUGACCUUUCGGACAUUCAUGGCUAUUGGACGACGUGGACGCUUUUCAGUAGUCCUACUAUCAUACAUCAUUUCUACGGAUAUGAUGACGAUCCUGGUCAUCUGUAUCGAUUUGACGAAGAACGCGAAAAAAUAUUUGAAUAUCCUGACUUCGCUGCAGGUUUCGUCCUUUCGAGAGAACUUUUAAUGAGCUUGGCGCUAACAAUGAAUACUACAGCCGUCAAAGGUGCUGAUGCGUUCUCAAUCGAUCCGAAGCACGAGUUGGCGCUACUCAUUUACGAUCAGUUCAAGACACGGUUGGAAUCUCAUCCGGAUCAGUUCUGUAAUCGAAAAAUGGAUGGAUGCGCAAUUUACUACGAGGAAAUCACAUGCGCCGAUGUACCUUUGAUCAAGCCGCAGGAUAUAUUGUGGGCAUAA
Cooperia oncophora is the source of this 789-nucleotide messenger RNA. The record is from the annotation of a GenBank genome assembly. NCBI's taxonomy places the organism in Eukaryota, Metazoa, Nematoda, Chromadorea, Rhabditida, Trichostrongylidae.